UUAGCGGACCUACACUGCAUCGAUAACGACGUAGUUCGAUAUCUGUUAGUGGUCUCUGGCGUUAUCCGCGCGACUGGGCGAGAUAGUGCAGCGGCCAUGUUUGUUUACAAGAGUCAUUUAAAGGGAUAGACGUUUCUUCUAUCCGACCGAAGUAGGCAUAGCUUCAUUAUGUAAUUAUAUGGUUAUGAUUCGAUAGAAUAAUUGUUAUUAUCUAUGCCUUUUUGAUCCAACGAUGAGGACGGAGAUGAAGACAACCGCCAUGAACCUUAAAAACUACAUUAACCAGUAGGCUUUGCAACGGAGUGUCUUUCCUUGUUGCCUGGCAACGCCUCCAAACUGACCUGGAGAGUCGGAACAUUUAGAAGGUAACGUUAGCAGAUAUUAAAUGUGAGUGAAAGUUCAUGUAAAACCUUUAGAUAAAAAACAGAGCAGGAGGCAGGAGAUGAUUUAACGACGGAAAUGUCGGAAGAAACUACAGCUCCUGUUGGAGCUGAUAGCAAACACUCAGCGAUGCAGCAGGAGACAGAGGGAGGGUCAAAAAAGCAGCUCUCUGCAGACAUGUACUACAAGUAUGAGGAGCUUCACUCCAGACCGUCCAUCACACCGGACUCUGAAAUCCCAGAGAACCUCCUGCACCUCUCUCACUCCUUUGGUUACGACAGUGGGCGCAGGGGGAACCUGCAGCUGCUGGAUGAGAGAACUCUGAUCUUUAUAGCAGGAAACCUGCUCGUCCUGCUGGAUGUUUCCACCAAGGAGCAGAGAUACCUCCGCUCCUGCAGUGGAGGAGGAAUCGGCUCUAUCACGGCACACCCUAGCAAGGAGUACUUUGUUGUAGCAGAGAAGGGAAACCAGCCCAACAUCAUAGUCUAUGAAUACCCCUCCUUACGACCGUACCGCAUCCUCAGAGGCGGUACAGAGCGGGCGUACAGCUUUAUGGACUUUAACUAUGACGGGAGCCUGCUGGCCAGCGUGGGAAGUGCACCCGAUUUCAUGCUGACGCUGUGGGAUUGGAGGCAGGAGGAGGUGAUGCUGAGCUGCAAGGCCAUUUCUCAGGAUGUCUACCGAGUCAGCUUCUCCCCGUACAACCCAGGACUGCUCACAUCAUCAGGAUCUGGACACAUCAAGUUCUGGAAAAUGGCCGGCACAUUCACAGGUCUUAAAUUGCAAGGUCUUAUGGGACAUUUUGGGAAAACUGCAGCGACUGAUAUUGAGGGCUACGUGGAACUUCCUGAUGGAAAGGUGGUGUCUGGCUCAGACUGGGGUAACUUGCUGCUCUGGGACGGGAAUGCCAUCAAGGUGGAGAUUUGCCGUAAAGGGGGUCGGAACUGCCACGCCGGGAUGGUCCAGCCGUUUGCCCUAGAAGAUGGACAGCUUAUGACGAUGGGCACUGAUGGAGUGGUCCGGGGCUGGGACUUUGAGAGCAUCGACACUGCCGACAGUAGCAGCGACGGCGGCAAGUUUGAGAUAGAGCCCAUGAAUGAGAUGGUGGUCGGACACAACGUCUGUCUCUCCUCUGUGGUGAGGAGCUCCAUGCCUGACUCCUUCGUCUGGUUUGCUCAGGAUUCCAGCGGAGCUAUCUGGAAACUGGAUCUUUCAUUCACUUACACGACCCCUGAUCCAGAGUGCCUGUUUUCCUUCCAUGCCGGGCUGAUCCAGGGCAUGGAUGUGUCGAGGAAAUCCCACCUGAUGGCCACGACUGCUCUGGACCGUUCAGUCAAAGUUUUUGACUUCCUUGCAAAAAGGGAACUGACCACCAGCCGCUUCAAUCAGGGUGGAACUGCUCUUAGCUGGGCUCCACCUCUGGUGAACCAGAGUGGAGGUUUACUGGUGACGGGCUUUGAGGACGGGGUGGUCCGGUUGCUGGAGCUGUACGACCCUCAGAGGCUGCAUGUAGUGACCGGGCACAGCUUCAAAGGAGAUGCCUCACUGCGCCUCAAACAGGCCUUCAAACCCCAUAAUGCCCCUGUAACAGCUGUUGCAUAUGAGCGAAAUGGAGAUAUCUUAGCCACAGGGAGCUCAGACUGCACUGUGUUCUUCUUCACUGUCGGGGAAAAAUACAACCCCAUCGGCUUUGUCCGCGUUCCCGGGCCCGUGCAGGCACUGGAGUGGUCGCCUCAUUCCCACAGUGAAAACAGGCUGCUGGUCCUGUGUCAGAGCGGUCACGUGGUUGAGGUGCAGAAUCCUGAUCCAGAGGCCCAAAAACCGAACAAAACCUUCCAGCUGCCUGAACUGCCCAGCAGAUCUUUCAGGUUCAGGAGCAUCAAAUCUCGAAUCAAAAGGGAGGCGGAAAUCGCAAGACGACAAGCUGUAAAGGAGAAGAAGAAGAAAGAGAGAGAAGAGAGGUUGAAAGAAUCAAAGCAGCUGGAGGAAGAGGAAGAAGAAGAGGUUGAAGAGGAAGAGUUGCCCCCUAUCUACAUCCCUGACCCUCCAAGUCCUCUCUACUGUGGCUUCUACUCAGAGCCUGGCCAGUUCUGGCUCUCCAUGGGAGGUUUUGACUCAGGAUUCUUGUAUCACUGUAAGUUUUCUGAGAAGCAGGACCAGGAUCCGGACCAGCUGCAGGACGAGCCCUUUGACUUCCUUCCUGUCCACAAUGCAGAUGAUGACCCCAUUCGCUCCAUCACCUUCAGCUCCAACAGGCAGCUGCUGCUCUGCGGCAUGCACUCAGGCUCCAUCAGGGUUUACCCUCUGCAGCCUGGCGACCAAAGCCUCACCUCCAUGCAGGCCUACUGGGCUCUCAGCGUCCACGACAAUCAUUAUGGACACCUGCGGCACAUCUGCUGUGGCCAUGAUGACCACUUUGUGCUGACAGCGGGAGACGACGGGAACAUCUUCUCCUUCACCCUGCUUCCUCCAGAGGAGCUAGAGAAAGGCCUGCAGAGAAAGAGGGCCAAGGUUCCUUCUCCCAGGGUGGGUCUUGAGAAUGAGGCGUUAGCCCAAGACAUUGAGGACCCAGCAGCUUACAGCAUAGAGACGGCUAAGCAGAAGCUGGAGAAGGACCGCCUGCGUCGGGAGGCCGAGCUAAAGAUUGUGGCAAAGCGGAAGAGGAUGGUUGAACUCCAGAAGGAAUUUAAACAGCUGCUGAACACCAAUCAGAGUCUGCCUGAGAAUGUUCGCCUGAAACCUGUGGAGCUGCAGCUGGACCGACGUUUCAGUGAGCAGGCAGAGAGGGUGAAGGCCCAGCGGGUGAGGGAGGUCAGAAAGGACAUGAGCUGGGAGGAGGAGCGCUGCAGUAUAGCUCUCAGCAAGCUACAGGACUGGUUCAAGGACUCUCUGGAGGCAAACGUGGUCACUGUUGUCGCCAUCUGCACCGACCACAGAGUCUCCACCUACCGUCUGCCGGCGCUCACCGAGCCUUCAGCCCGGGUCGGACAUCAGAGCAAACCCAGCUGGCCCGACGGAGCCACUGCACCAGAACGCAGAAAAUCCAAGGCAGAGCCUGCAAAAGACAGCAGCAAGCUAGACGAGGAGGAGGUGCCCACCCCCCCAGUGGCUCGUCCAGAAGGGAUAAAGCUGGCAGAUCGGCAGGUUGAGAGGCUCCGAAAGGCUGCAGAGAAAGCUGAACAAGCUCGAGCAAAGAUAGAGAAGAGGAAGCAGGACUGGGCCCAACUUUAUGCAGAGAAGCCGGACGAGAACUGCGAGGAUCCACAGGAUGUGCAGGCCAUAUGCGAGGCCGAAGAGAACAUCGGAGACUUGAAGCUCAAGUCAGCAAAAGACUUCACAGUACCCAAACACCUGAGGAUCAACGCUGAGAGGAAGAGAGCAGAGCUGAUAGGCCUGGAGGAAAAUAUCCGCGAGAAGCAGACUGAGAUGAAUCGACGGAUUGUGGCGUUGCGGGACUCCAAGGUUCGUCUGGUGUCUCAGUUGCGCGCUCAGGCUCAGCUGGUCCAGAAAGUCCAGCAGCGUCUGGCAGCCCAUCUCCACUGCCCUCCACCCACCCUGCCCACCAUACUACCAGAGGAAACCCCAGAGAAGAGGCUGCAGUACAGCAACGCUACCCUGGAGCGAUACCGGGUUCUUAGGGAACAGAGGUUCCAGACCUUGGAGCAGGAGGAGCAGGAGGGAGCCGCAAGUUUUUUGGAGCAGCUGGAGAAAGAGAUGAAAGAAGAGGAAGAAGAAGAGGAGGAGAGAGGAAAGGAAGGGAGUCUAUCAGCUUCACCUGUAACUGGAGAAGAAGAGGAGACAGCAGUGGAGGAAGGAGCGGAGCUGAGUGAGCUGGAGGAGGAGCUCCAGAAGGAGGAGGAGAUGAGACUGAUGCAUGAGCAGGACUCUCUGCUGGAGGAGAUGGAGAGUUCAGUGUGUCAAUUCGAUGCAGAGCUCCGGCUGCUUCGUCACCAGAAGCUGCGUCUGGACUGGCAGCUGAAGCUGGCCGACCUCCGCCAGCUGACGCUCUAUCAGGAGCUGCUGCUCCUCAAGGACUUCGAGAGGAGGGAGGACGACCUGCAGGAGAAGCUCAACGAAUGCAUAAAGGAGGAGGACAGCAUCACGAGUAAGCUGGAGGAGUGCAGUGAACUGCUGGAGCAGAAGGGGGCAGACAUAGCCAAGCUGCAGGAGAGAGAGAAGGCUCUGUUUGCCGCCUUCCAGGCCUUGCUGGGCGAGAGCCACAAGUUUGAAGAGUUCCUGACCAAAGUCUUCAAGAAGAAGAUAAAACGUGUGAAGAAGGAGCAGAUGGGAAGUGAAGAAGAAGCAGAGGACAGUGAUGAAGACUCGGAUGACGACGAUGACUCGGAUGAUGAUGAUGAUGAUGAUGAUUAUGACAGCGGCGCAGAAGAGGGACAAGCUGCUCUGGACCCCAAUGUUUGCCCUCCAGGCUGUGACCCGGGAUUGUUUAAGAACACACUGCAGAUGCGUGAGCGUCGGCUGGACCUGGAGGAGCUCCUGGCGGAGGAGAGGAAGAGCGCUGAAGCUCUGAAGAAAGAGCGGGACCCCCUCAUCAAGAAGAAGAAAUCGGUGCAGAGCAGUCGGAAGGCAGCAGAGGACAACUUGGAGUUAGUCAACAGAGAGAAACAGCAGAAAAUGAAUGAACUGGAUGUUGUGGUUCCUCUCAGACUGAACCAGAUUGAGUUUGUCACUAACGACUCGGUGCCAUCUGACCUGAGCCCAGCGUUGGUGCUGGACCGGACCGAGCUGAGCAGGCUGCAGGAGCGCAUCAAGCAGUUGCAUGUGGAGAAGAGCGAGCAGAGAGAUCUGUACUAUAAGGCCCGCCAGCAGCACGUCAGGCUCAUCCAUGACCGCAAGGACAUGGACGCCAAUAUCCAGGAGCUGGAGCAGCAGUGUGAGCAGCUGAUGAUGAUGAAGUAUGGGAGGCUGGUGGAUCUGGAGGCGCUGCAGACGCUGUCGGGGAACAGGAGGCUGGAGGAGCUCAAGCAGGAAAAACUCCUCAGAGAAGCUGCAUAUGCCAAGGAAAUCAAACAGUGGGAUGCGAAGGUAGAAGAGGCGCAUGAGGCUCUGAUGGAGGUGACCAGGUGUAACACAGAGCGUCUCCUCACCAUGAUGAACCUCCUCGACCAGAAGAAAGACCUGGAGUGCAAACUCAACGCUCGGCAGAAGAAAAUGAGCCGACAGUUCCUGGAUUACAGACGACGUGUGGACCAGGGGGAGAUUCGAAGGCUUCAGGAGGUGGUGAAAACACAAUCGCAGCAGGCGGAGGCCCUCAGAAAAGAGAUUUGCCUCCUGUCCCGUAAAGGAGGCCACGUCCUACCCCCCGGCUAUGGCCCGCUGCCCCGGCUCGCCCCUUUGCCCACCCCCACAGACUGCACCCAUGCAGGCAAACGUGAACCAGGGCGUCCAUCCAAACAGCUGAAAGCACAAAACUCACCUAGCAGACAGGAAGCUCAUUAACUGAGAACAAAGGCCAGAUAAACACAGUUACUGUGUAGUGAGAGAACUCUGCUUACUAAUAGCACUUUCUUAUGAAUUAAGAUUAAAAUAAAUACUUCAGUUUGUUUCCUGCUGUGUUUAUUCAUAAUUAAAAGGCUUAAAUGAU
Dicentrarchus labrax (European seabass) is the source of this 5983-nucleotide messenger RNA. Its product is annotated as cilia- and flagella-associated protein 44. Lineage: Eukaryota; Metazoa; Chordata; Actinopteri; Moronidae. Bases 460 to 5838 code for a protein of 1792 amino acids. Gene Ontology annotation, molecular function: protein binding. The record is from RefSeq and is a predicted model, not a curated record. The transcript is spliced from 35 exons.